CCCCGAUCCACCGUGCUGUCCCACCUGUAAGGCGGGGUAAGUAGCCUAUAGUUAGAGCUGACAAGCUGUCGGUCAUCCAUCCUCCCAUUCUCCGCUCCAGCUACAAUUACCCAGCAUCUACCCACCUUUUCGCUCUCCUUCAUUCUCCAUAUAAGAAGACACUCGUCGCUUGACUUCACCCAUCACUCCCAUUUUCACUUCCAAACCCACAAAAGCAAUACAAGGGAUAGGGGAUACACGAUCAAAUUCUUGACACAGUUUCUACAACCCAUACCCAUCCAUCAAAAACCCCUCUCUCAGACCGGACUGACCAAGACCACGACCAAAAACCAGGACCAGGACCAGGACCAGGACCAACAAUCCUUCCACCCCACAACACAACCCCCGCCUACCUUAUCCAUUCUUCAACAAACCCAAAAAGAAAAUGCCACGCCUAGCCGGCAAAGUCGCCAUCGUGACCGGAGGAAGCUCCGGCUUCGGCGCCGCCAUCGUGCGCCGCUUCAGCCAAGAAGGCGCCAAGGUGAUCAUCGCGGACAUCAACGCCGCCGCCGGGGCGGAGCUGGCGGCCACGGACGCGGCGGCGCUGCAUUUCGAGCGGGUCGACGUCACGGUCGCGGCGGACUGGGCGCGGGUGGUGGCGGUAACAGUCGAAAAGUUCGGGCGCGUGGAUAUCUUGGUCAAUAAUGCGGGGACGACGUAUCAGAAUAAGCCAACGGUCGAGGUCACGGAGGCGGAGUGGGAGCGGGUGUUCACCGUGAACGUGAAGAGUAUCUUUCUCGGGAGUCAGGUGUUUGUGACGCGGCUGCUGGAGCAAGGGGGCGGCGGGUCGAUGAUCAAUAUCUCGUCAACGGGGGCGACGAGGCCGCGGCCGGGGUUGGUGUGGUAUAAUGCGUCGAAGGGGGCGGUUUCGAAUGCAACCAAAGGUCUCGCGGCUGAGUAUGGUCCGCACAAUAUCCGGGUCAACACCGUCUCGCCGUUGCUGUCGGGAACGGGAUUGUUCUCCUUGUUCACCGGCAUGGAGGAUACGCCCGAGAACCGGGAGAAAUUCAUCGGGAAUGUGCCCUUGGGCCGGCUGACGGAGGUGGAUGACGUCGCUAAUAUGUGCUUGUAUCUGGCGAGUGACGAGGGGAGCUUCGUCAAUGGGGCGGAAAUGAUCAUCGACGGAGGGAAGUGUAUUUGAGGUUUGCCGACGACGCGGGGACUGGGCUCUGGGCACCCGGUAGAAGCUGGAGUGAGUCGACCGCGCGCUCGAAUUGUUAGCGAGUUUGGUGAAAUACCAGUGCUCAAUAUCGAGCCGACCACUACCCAGGCGAACAUUGUCGUGCAAACCAAUAAGAUUGUUCAUCCUGUCCACGAAGGAUCAAAAACAGAGAUAUCCUCUUCCAGUAGCC
Molecule: messenger RNA, 1391 nt
Organism: Aspergillus uvarum CBS 121591
Lineage: Eukaryota; Fungi; Ascomycota; Eurotiomycetes; Eurotiales; Aspergillaceae
Product: NAD(P)-binding protein
Exons: 4
Coding region: 425-1180 (251 amino acids)
Source: RefSeq, a predicted model, not a curated record